Molecule: messenger RNA, 366 nt
Organism: Coffea arabica (coffee)
Lineage: Eukaryota; Viridiplantae; Streptophyta; Magnoliopsida; Gentianales; Rubiaceae
Source: RefSeq, a predicted model, not a curated record
AUGAUGAAAAAACCAACAGUCAUGAGAAAGGUUCAAGCAGAAAUUAGAGGAAUCAUUGGAAAGAAGCAAAUGUUAGAUGAAGAUGAUGUUCAGAACCUUCCCUAUCUCAAGGCAGUUGUUAAGGAGACAUUCAGGUUGUACCCAGCCUUACCACUUCUAGUGCCUAGAGAAACAAUUGCAAAAUGCACUAUUGAUGGUUAUGAAAUUCAACCCGAGACCUUAGUUUAUGUAAAUGCUUGGGGAAUUGCAAGAGAUCCUGAGUAUUGGGAAAAUCCAGAUGAAUUUUUGCCUGAGAGAUUCUUGAAUAGUACUCUUGAUGUGAAUGGGCAAGAUUUUCAUUUGAUCCCAUUUGGGGCCGGCAGAUGA